ACUGCGUCGAACGUGCGCGUACUUUGAAUUUAGAAAAAAGUAAAUAAAAGAAAAAAAUCAACUGUCAAAUCGCGCGGCAAUUUUGACAGUUAAAAAGUUUACAGUAAAUUAGUUUUUUUUUGUUUACGAUUGAGUUAUAAACAAAAAAAAUUAGUGAAUUUUAUGAAUAAUACUCAAAUAAUUUAAACCAAAUCGAAUUACCUACUCAGAAAAUAAACUAGAAAAAUUUAAACAAAUCCAAUUCUGUGUGUUAUCAAUAAUAAUAAAACAGUGAAUUAGUGAAGACAAACAGUUCAAAGUAACAGCAACUCAACAUCGUUUUAACUAAAUAACUCAACUUUGUUUUACAACAAAUCUACGUGUACUCAACAUUCGAAACGGCAUCUCAACUUUGCGUGAACUCAACUUUUCCAACGCUUCUCAACACUAAAAGUUGAGUCGACUCAACUUUUUCUAAACCUAAAUAAACAGUAAUCAAUGAACUCUUGACAAUGGAUAAGCUAGUAAAGAGAGUUAAAAUAUGGGGCGUCUCCAGGAAGCCGUCGAACCCUGAACUGAGCAGGAGUCAAUAUUCCCUGGUAUCAAGUGGUGAGCUUACUGCAGAGGCACUACAAGUAUGGCUGAAACUACCCAAGAAGAUCAAGUAUGAUCCCGAUUUGGAGCCCUUUCAGAAACGAUAUGAAAAAGAGAUUGCAACAAAUUCAAUUAACAUAAAAGCAAACGGCUCAGCGGAGACCAAACGUCUGCCGCUCGUGAAGUCCGCGCCGCAUCUGAACAACAAUCGAACGGACGAGGUCAGCCAUGACACUAAGGGGCUCGGUGUUGACGUCAUACCGGGUAAAGAUGAUGGACUGGACAACAAACCAUCGAAGAAACAAAGUAAGAUGGCCCACGCGGGGCAUUACAUAAAGAUGACUUGCCUCCUCGCCUGCUGGUGUUUCUUCACUCUUGCGUUCAUGUUAUUUAAUGAGAGGGAAGUCAUUAUUAUGAACACUUCGGUCAAUCCUGAUCAAGUAAAGACUUAUAACCUUAAUUCAUCAAUGGGAGAUGAUUUCGUAAUACAAAUCCGACUCAAAGGACCAUUUUUAACGGAACAAAUGGAGAGUCAAAUGAAUUCAACUGAGUUUGAGAAAUCGCAGAAACUUUACGUUUGGUUGGAGGAGUUUUAUGAUGGGAGGAGUGUGAAGGUAUCAGAGGAAUGGCUAGUACCGCUCCAAGAUGGCGGCCUUGAUUUCAACGAGGGCGAAUCACGUUCCUCCAUAUUACGACUUUCGACCAAUCACAGCGCAAAUAUCGCGUUACGUAUGAAAUUAACAGCCAAUGAGAGUGCCCCAUUUACUCUGAGUUAUACGAUAAAUCCAAUAGAUGUGAAUACAGGAGUUAUUUAUGCGUGUGCGCUGUUGUGUGGAUUGUACGUGUUGAUUAUUUUUGAGGUGGUAAACAGAACAAUGGCAGCUGUAAUCAUAGCUACCACUGCUCUAGCCACCAUCACAGUGAUGGGCGAAAGACCCUCCCUGCCUGAACUGAUCUCCUGGCUAGACGUGGAAACGCUGCUGCUGCUCUUCAGCAUGAUGAUCCUGGUGGCUAUCAUGGCGGAGACGGGGAUGUUCGAUUUCCUUGCUGUGUUCACUUUUGAGGUAACAAAAGGAAAGCUAUGGCCGCUCAUUACCGUUCUUUGCGCGAUCACAGCCUUUCUCUCUACCUUCUUGGACAAUGUGACAACAGUUUUAUUGAUGGCUCCAGUCACUAUCAGGCUAUGCGAAGUAAUGGACCUCGAUCCGGUGCCCAUACUAAUGUCUAUGGUGCUGUUUAGUAAUAUUGGUGGCACGGGCACACCGGUGGGAGACCCGCCUAAUGUGAUCAUCGCUUCUAAUAAGGCUGUUGUUCAGGCGGGUAUAAACUUCACAAAUUUCACGCUUCACAUGACAUUGGGUAUUUUAUUAGUGUCCGUACAGACGUACUUCCAGCUACGUUUUAUAUAUAGAGACACUAAUAAACUCCGUUUGAACGUCCCUAGGGAUAUACAGGAUCUACGUCACCAAAUUUCAAUAUGGCGUCGCGCGAUAGAAUCCCUCCCGCACUUAAGUAAAGACGCACAUGUAGUUAGAGAGAGAUUGGAAAGGAAAAUGGCGAAAUUAACAGCACAAUUGGAAGUCAUGGUCAAGGAAAGUACGAAACGAGUGUGUCCUAAAGACACGUUUCAUACCACGCUAGUGGAAUUGAAGGCUAAGUACAAAAUUCGGGACAAGAUGCUGCUACUGAAAUCGACGAUUGCCAUCACUUUCGUAGUCGCUGUCUUCUUCCUGCACUCGAUACCAGAGCUGAACCGCGUAUCGCUCGGUUGGACAGCUCUACUCGGAGCAAUAUUACUCCUAACUCUAGCGGACAGAGACGACUUAGAGCCGAUCCUGCAUCGCGUAGAGUGGUCCACUCUACUGUUCUUUGCAGCACUUUUUGUGUUAAUGGAGGCAUUAUCAAAACUGGGCUUGAUAGCAUUCAUAGGAGGUCUAACUGAGUCCUUGAUUCUGAAAGUUGAUGAAAGUGCUCGACUUGCUGUCGCUUUAGUUCUGUUGUUGUGGGUAUCGGGUGUGAGUUCAGCGUUCGUAGACAACAUACCGCUCACAACAAUGAUGGUGCGAGUGGUGACGGCUCUGGGUUCGAAUCCCGCGGUCAAUUUGCCGAUGCAGCCUUUGAUAUGGGCUCUCUCGUUUGGGGCUUGUCUUGGUGGUAAUGGAACUCUAAUAGGCGCUAGCGCUAACGUAGUAUGCGCAGGAGUGGCCGAACAACAUGGCUACAGGUUCACGUUCAUGCAGUUCUUUAGAGUCGGCUUCCCGGUCAUGAUCGGCCAUUUGAUUGUGGCCACCGCUUAUCUUUUGCUCUGUCAUUGUGUAUUUACCUGGCAUUAGAUUUUGGAGGUAUAUUACAACUAGCUGUGCCCCCCGGUUUUACCCGGAUUGCUCCACUCCUGUUGAUCUUAGUGUGAUGAUAUAUAGCGUAUAGCCUUCCUCGAUAAAUCGGCUAUCUAACACAGAAAUAAUUUUUAAAAUCGGAUCAUUAGUUCCUGAGAUUAGCGCGUUCAAACAAACUCUUCAGCUUUAUGAUUUUAGUAUAGAUUUGGCUUGAAUUUGGGUUAGAAAUCUGGAAUUUGUAUAUUAAUAUUGCCAAGAUUGAGCCUUCAAAAUCUCUAUGCGAUUCAACUAAAAAUAGGAUUGAUUCUACCCCAUUUUGUGACGUCAUAAGUGUUCGUUUAAACGAAUUAAUAAUGAGAAACAGAGAUUGUAUUUAAAUUGGAUGUAAGAGUGAGACAAAAUUAACGUUAUUGAAUUGCAAAAAAAUACCUCUGAAAAACUAUAUUUUUUAAAUUUAUUUGACACCAAAGGAGAAUGCCCAUUUUUGGUCCUGGUUUUUUUCAUGCAUCAAGACAACAAUACUAUUAAAAAAAAUCUCAGCAAUU
Colias croceus (clouded yellow) is the source of this 3454-nucleotide messenger RNA. RefSeq names its product P protein-like. The record is from RefSeq and is a predicted model, not a curated record. Lineage: Eukaryota; Metazoa; Arthropoda; Insecta; Lepidoptera; Pieridae. Gene Ontology annotation, biological process: transmembrane transport. Gene Ontology annotation, cellular component: membrane. The coding region runs from base 492 to 2906 and encodes 804 amino acids. The transcript has 17 exons.